Aedes albopictus (Asian tiger mosquito) is the source of this 1667-nucleotide messenger RNA. RefSeq lists its product as uncharacterized. Lineage: Eukaryota; Metazoa; Arthropoda; Insecta; Diptera; Culicidae. The coding region runs from base 59 to 931 and encodes 290 amino acids. The record is from RefSeq and is a predicted model, not a curated record. The transcript is spliced from 2 exons.
CGCUGUCGAGACGUACCUCGGCUUUCCUGGGAAGCUGACUAGACUGAUUAAAGCAACGAUGGACGGUGUGCAAAACUGCGUAAGGGUUUCGGGUGAACUAUCCAGUUCAUUCGUAUCUCGCCGGGGACUGCGACAAGGUGACGGACUCUCAUGUCUACUCUUCAACAUCGCGCUGGAAGGUGUGAUGCGACGAGCCGGGCUCAACAGCCGGGGAACGAUUUUCACAAAAUCCGGUCAAUUUGUAUGCUUUGCGGACGACAUGGACAUUAUCGCUAGAACAUUUGGAACGGUGGCAGAACUGUACACCCGCCUGAAACGCGAAGCAGCAAAGGUCGGACUGGUGGUGAAUGCCUCAAAAACAAAGUACAUGCUGGUAGGCGGAACCGAACACGACCGGAUCCGUCUGGGUAGUGAUGUUACGAUAGACGGGGAUACUUUCGAGGUGGUGGAGGAAUUCGUCUACCUCGGAUCCUUACUGACGGCUGACAACAACGUGAGCCGUGAAAUUCGGAGGCGCAUCAUCAGCGGAAGUCGGGCCUACUACGGGCUCCAGAAGAAACUGCGGUCGAAAAAGAUUCACCCACGCACCAAAUGCACCAUGUACAAAACGCUAAUAAGACCGGUGAUCCUCUACGGGCACGAGACAUGGACCAUGCUCGAGGAGGACCUGCAAGCACUCGGAGUUUUCGAGCGACGCGUGCUAAGAACGAUCUUCGGCGGUGUGCAGGAGAAGAAUGAACCACGAGCUCGCUGCACUUUACGGCGAACCCAGCAUCCAGAAGGUGGCCAAAGCCGGAAGGAUACGGUGGGCAGGGCAUGUUGCAAGAAUGCCGGACAACAACCCUACAAAGCUGGUGUUUGCAACAGAUCCGGUUGGCACAAGAAGGCGUGGAGCGUAGAGAGCACGAUGGGCGGACCAGGUGGAGCGUGACUUGGCGGGCAUUGGGCGCGACCGAGGAUGGAGAGCGGCAGCCACAAACCGAGUAUUGUGGCGUACUAUUGUUGAUUAUGUCUUGUCUUAAUGAUGUUGAACAAAUAAAUGUAUGUAAUAGAUUUGAAAAGUUUGAUUUUCAUACUAGUUUCGAAAUGUCUGCUCACCAUUUGUAACCUUUUGAGUGCACCAUAGAUUUUUCCACAUUGAGUAUUAACAAAGGCAUCCCAAGAUAAAUUAGAUGUAAAAACAACUCCAAGGUUAUCAACUUUUUCAAAGAAUUCAAUUAUUUGUCCAUCAAAAACAAGCACAGGUGUUUGAGGAGGGUUUCUGAGUCUCGAUAUCAUAAUAGCUUUAGUUUUAGAUGGGUUUACAGCAAGUAAGUUAUUUAUGGACCAUGCAAAGAUGCUUCUUAAGUCAUUAUUAAUUUUCCUAGCAACAUCAUCUAUAAUGAAUUCACCAGUAACGGUGAAAUAAAUUUGUACAUCAUCCGCAAACAGAUGAAUUGAACAAUAACGCAAGGAAUUAGGAAGAUCGUUAAUAAAAAGAGAGAAUAAUAAGGGUCCCAGGACAGAUCCUUGUGGAACCCCUGACUUAAUCGAACUAAAAGAAGAUAAAACAUUAUUGAAAAACACGGCUUGACAUCUAUCGCUCAAAUAUGAUGUUAUCAAAUUAGCAGCAGACUGAGAGAAACUAAAAUUAUUUAUUAGUUUAUUCACUAAUCUACAAUGUGACA